This is a messenger RNA of Armigeres subalbatus, 8166 nucleotides long. RefSeq names its product AT-rich interactive domain-containing protein 4B (gene htk). Gene Ontology annotation, cellular component: nucleus. The coding region runs from base 217 to 6711 and encodes 2164 amino acids. The record is from RefSeq and is a predicted model, not a curated record. Gene Ontology annotation, biological process: regulation of transcription by RNA polymerase II. The transcript has 8 exons. Gene Ontology annotation, molecular function: transcription cis-regulatory region binding. NCBI's taxonomy places the organism in Eukaryota, Metazoa, Arthropoda, Insecta, Diptera, Culicidae.
UCCGCCAAACAGCAGAAAAUUUCAAAGACGCAAAGAAAACAGCGAAAAGAUUCACAAGUGAGCGCGUAGCAGCGAAGUUUUUCCCAAAAUUCCACCGGAAAUGUUGUGAAAAUCUGGCCAAACUGGGCGUCAAAGUGCACCGCAAACCCACAUCAACCCGUAACCGUGGCGAUUGUUAGUGAUAAUCUCAGUUUCGAGCGCUAUUUCCUCCAGAAAAUGCAGCAAGCAGAUGAUCCCCCAUAUUUGACUGUUGGCACGGAGGUAAGCGCCAAAUAUAAAGGGGCAUUUUGCGAGGCCAAGGUCCGCAAGGUGGUGCGCAACAUCAAGUGUCGCGUCGCGUACAAGCAGGCCGGACUUGGAUCCGGAGUCGUGUCCGACGACCAGAUCAAAGGGGCGCUCCGGGUUGGGGCAACGGUAGAGGUGAAACACCCGGAACGGAAGGAAUACGUGGAAGCGACGUUGACCAAAAUUCAGGACUGUUCCCAGUAUACGGUUGUGUUCGACGACGGUGACAUUACGACGCUUCGGCGCAGUGCUUUGUGUUUGAAAAGUGGAAGACAUUUCAACGAAAGUGAAACACUCGAUCAGCUACCGUUGACCCAUCCGGAGCACUUUGGUAAUCCGGUUAUUGGUGGCAGACGUGGAAGGAGAUCACGCCACCUGCUGCAGGACGACAGCUCGGAUGAAGAUGACGAACCCGCUUCGAACUCUCGUUCAAACAACAGUGACAAGGAGGAGAACAUCGGCAAGGUGGUUUGCGUGGAGUCUACCGACAACAAAAAGAAAAAUCCCAAGGAAAACUGGUUUCCCGGGCUGGUGGUGGCACCGACUGCCCAGGAUACCGUUCGCAUCCGCGUAAAGGACGAGUACUUGGUACGCUCGUUCAAGGAUGGUCGUUACUAUACGGUUCCUAAGAAGGAAGCUAGUGACUUUAAUCGAGAUUGCACCAACAAAUCGGAAGCGGCUGCCGUAUCGGCCGCCCUAGAUUACAUGGACAACGACACGUUACCACCGCACUGGGAUCGGGAGGCACUGUUCGGUAUGUCCGGGAGUUGUAGUGAUUCGGAGCAAGAGUUGGAAACCGAUAGUUCGGAUGACGAACCUACGGAAGAGAAGGAUCACUUUGUUGCACAGUUGUACAAAUUCAUGGACGACCGUGGAACGCCACUAAACAAGGUUCCAUCCAUUAUCAAUCGUGAUGUCAAUUUGUAUCGUUUGUUCCGCACAGUUCAAAAACUAAAUGGAUAUAAUCGUGUUACUAGUCAGAAUCAAUGGAAGCAAAUAGCUCUGCGGUUGGGAUACUCACCAGCAACCGUCAGCAUUACCAAUCUGGUAAAGCAGGCAUACAAGAAAUUCUUAUUUUCAUUCGAAGAAUUCAAUCGUAAACUGGGUUGUACCAUGGUGCCGCACCCACGAACCAAUCGCUCGAAGGGUCGCAGCCUGGUACGAGCCAGUUCAGUGCAAUCUCCCAAGACAACGGAAAAAGAGAAACCUUCGACAUCUAAAGCAGCUAUGGCUGCAGCUGCUGCUGCCGUUGCUGCAGCCGCGGUCGCUGCUGCUGAAACUGCCUCAAGUUCGGCAGUUGAAGAAUCUGGAAACACCAGUGAAUCCAGCACGACCGAAACCAAACCGGUCACCAAGCGUAAACUAUCGGGUGCGAGUACUGGAAAGGUUAAGGCUUUGGUAGAUAAGUUCGAGGAAAAGGAAAAAGAGAAGGAGAAGGAAAAGGAGAAAGAAAAAGAAAAGGAGAAACCGAAGGAAAGUGUGAUUGUAAAGAAGGAGGAGCCUCCGUCAUCGGUUAAGAAAGAGAAGGUUGUCCCAAAAGUGACUACGCCCAAAGCCAACGAAAUAAAUGAGAAACGUGGUCGCAAGCGGAAGGAAACAGAUUCGACCGAUUCCAAGAAAGACGACAAAGACAGUGGCAAAGGCUCGUCCAGUGGGGCAUCUUCGUCGUCUGUGUCGGGAGAUAGUAAGAGCAGCAGCUCGUCCUCGUCUUCGACAGACAGUAAAACCGCUCCAAAUUUCCCGAUCGAUGUUGGAGACAAACUUAAGGUUUACUAUGACGAGCAGAAGGUGACUUACGAGGCAAAAGUAAUCGAGAUUGCCAUACAGGAAGGAAGUCCCAUCUAUUUGGUGCACUACACCGGGUGGAACACAAGAUAUGACGAAUGGGUUCGUAAGGAGCGUGUUGCAGAGAACCUUACAAAUAGUAAAUCUAGAAAGGGCAAAUCCGAUAAAAGUAAUAACAAUAAAAAUGCUCCCCCACCUCGUGAUAGUAGCAGUAGUUCUACCGGAGGACCGCCAGGAUCGUCAGCCGGUAAUACAAAUCCACCGGCUAAUGCUACGUCUACUCCAACAUCUACACCGGUUACUACCACGCCCAAGACAUCCAAAAGAAUCCGCGGUAACUCAAAAGGUGACAUCACAAGCAACGCCCCAUCAACGCCGGCCACUACGAGCUCCCCUCGAUCGUCCACUCCAAACACGUCUGCUAGCCGGAAUAAAUCUCCGGCAUCAGCUGGCAGUCGGCGCCCGGUAACUCGCGGAGGUCAUCCGCAUGCGUCCUCCUCGAGACGGCGCACCUCCAACAAUACGGACAUUUCGUCGCUGUCGUUGCAAACCGAUGACAACACCAGCGAUUCCGAUUCGGACGAACCGAUCAAAAAGUGUCCGGCCAACACCAACAGCAACAGUUCGUCGUCGACGGCGUCCUCCAAUUCCUCUUCGUCGUCUGCGUCCUCGAGCAGCAGCAUUAGCUCCAGCAGCACGAAAGUAAGUACAACGGCCGAAGCGGGCUCGUCCUCGGACGCGGCGGCUAUUUCGGACGAGUUUAGCAACGGAGCCUCCAAGGGUCGCGAUUACGAUCUGAACCAAAUUCGCUCGGAACUCAAAGGAUUCAAGGAACUCAAAUCUCCAACUUCACCAGCAUCAGACAGUACAACAACGGCCACAACAGAUGCACCCGGAGUACAAGGAACGACUCUUGCAACGGAUACAGACGUUAAAGAUAACAUCCCGGAUGGCUGUUCAACACCUCCGCAUGACGACGAUGCUGUGCCGGAAAGCUCUAAAUCCGAUGGUACCCCACUCAAGGAUGAGCUGGACGAACCUAUGGAAGAGGAGCAAGAGAAAACCUCCGAAUCGGAAUCGCUCAGCGAAGAAGAAUCCUCACAAUCUUCCAACAAGGCAUUCUCGAGCUCUCCAAUAACUGCAAUGGUCGACUCUGAUACGGCUCCAGAAACUCCAGUCCCUCCACCUACGGUUUCGACGCCCACUCCUACGCUUGCUACCACAACCGUCACUUCGGUUAUAUCCACCAACACUAAUGUGGGAAUGGCGCUUAAAUCCAUCAAAACCAUUGACACCAGCACCUCCAAGAUCAUUGAAAAGGUCGUUGAGAAAACCUUCGAAAAGGACAAACCACCCGUCAACCCACCCAGCGGAAGCAUAUCCGGCCUUUCACAUAAACCUCCAUUAAAAACUUACGGAACGGCAGCGGCCAUCAUUGCAAAUGCAGAGAACAAUGCCGUUAAAUAUGCCGUCAGUACCAUCAUCCGAGAAACGGACGGUGACAAGCUCUUCCCCAUAGGAUCCGCAAAUGCUGCCGCUAAUCCAUCUACCAGUCCUAACCCGGGGCCUGCACCGACUAAAGAAGUACCCCCUCCAGUGAUCUCCAAAGCAGGGCCACAUACGCUUCCCGAGGAUAAACCCAACCCUACAGCGCCCACGCAGCGAUCAAACAAUCCUCCGAUAUCAACCACCAGCUCUACUACUGGAACAACCGCUACCGCUCAGCCCCCAUCGAAAAGCACAAAGAUGAUCAACGUCCAGGAUGAAAUUGUAGCCACCGUAAUCAACAAAACGGCCAUUGCAGCUGCUACAACAGCCAUCGCCGUUUCGGCAGCUGUUUCAUCCACCAUUCCUGGAAGCUUGGGCAUUUCGCUUCCUUCAACAUCAACAAACCCGAAUCCCUCGAUCACGACACCCGCUUCUUCAACUACUACCCUGGCGGCACUAAGAGCUGAAAAGAAGCUUACCGGAGAUAAACGUAUGGAGAAGGUCAUUCCCGUUGGUAAACUGGGAGGAGCAAACCCUGUGCUUCCAACGGAAAAGAAGCUCUCCUCAUCUACGCUAACUCCGGCACAGAACAAACUUCUCAGCAAAGAGGCACUGUCUAUUAAAUCCAUUUUUGAAUCUACGGCGACGAAGAUCGAGAAAAAUAUUUCCGACGUUUACGAGUUUAAGGAUGUUGAGUUUGAACCGGAAACGACGCCCAGCAGUGGAGCAACUCCGAGGAAGCAUGUGUCGGAGGUUCCUCCGGCGGAUGUCGUCAGUUCAAUUCCAUCUACGCUACCGUCGGAAGAAAAGAAGAUUCUUGGUAAGAAAAAUCUGGUAAGAAAACCAGAGAUUCUUGGCUUAGCGGAUAAGAAGACAAAGAAGAUCUCGCCAAUGAAGGAGACAGAUAAGCUAAAGUUAGUCAGGCGGGAGAAAGAACGGGAUUUGGAAAAGGAAAAACUUCUUCUGAAUGAAUUGGAAGGUGCUGCCGCCACCUUCAGCACUAUAAUGGUAACGCCGGAAAAAUCCGCUUCCCAUUUCGCCGGUUUCUCCAUGCAGAAAGAAUCGCACUCGUUCGAUGUGUUUGGAAAAUCUCCAAGCAUGUCCAGUGUCUCACAUCGAGACGAUAAACCUGUUCUUGGGGAGGACCAUAAACCUGAAGUUACAAAGCUGUCGGCCGUGACAAAGGGAAUUUUUACUCCAGUCAUGUCUCCUACUGGACCCGAUCCUGGUAGUGAAAUUGUCAAGAGCCCCUCUAAAAUGGAUGAGAAAAUCAAAGAGGAACCCACUCUUGAAAAUUGUAAAAAAUAUUUCAAUGACAUGAACUUUGAUUUCGAUACUCCUAAGACGGAGAAGCCGCCGUCUAUUGCCGAUAAAGUGUUGAAGGCAUUAGGCCAACAAACACAAGUACAUGUCAGUUCUGUCAAAUCUGAUUUCCCCAAGUACAGCAUUCCAACUGUUCACCAUAAACAUCCCUUAUUGGUUCCCAUUGAGCCUGUGAGCAGUACUUCGACGGUCAUAACGACUCCUGUGAAGGUAGAGCCAUCAACCUUUGCUUCCAUACUUCCCCUAAAAUCGCAUCACACACAACCCCCUAAGAUCGAAAUUCCUACAUUGACGUUCAAAAAGGAAGUUGAACUACAUAAACCAUCGGUACCCAUCCUGUCUGUCAAGGCACCUCCGACAUUCUCCAGUAGUUCAGACAUCCUUCCUCCAACAACCUGUACCAAGAGCCAGGAUCUCACCGAAUCGAUCAAAAAGCUGGAAACAUCAAAUCUGGUUCAGGCGGAAUCAUCCCGUUUCACCCACCACGAUGAGGACAGUACCGACAGCAAUGAUUCCGAGCAUCGACUCGUGAUCGAAGAUCCGGAAGCAAUCGAUCCAACCCAGCAGACCGACUUCGAGAAGCUCAUCAAAGUGGAAGUCGAAGAGAGACCCACAAUGCUUUCUCAUGUCGAUAUACACUCAGCGGCUUCAGCCGCAGCGGUGGCAGCCGUUGCAUGCAAAGAAAAGCUUGUCUACAAAGCAGAACCCCAUCAUGACAUCAAAGAGGAAAUUCCGCCACUUUACGGUCUCAGCGGUCAAAUAGACACCAAGAAGGGUAAGCAGCCAAGUAUUCUCGAAACCAUAAUCCAAAGUGAGCUGAACACCGUUGUCAAAUGUGGCGGCAUGGGUUCGCACAGUUUCCUUAAAAUCAAGGAUCAUCAUGAUUCCUUCGCGCAAAACGAGCUGGAACGACUUCGACGCGAAGAACUACUCCAGCAGCAACAACAGUCAUCACACACUCAACCGAAUCCUUCACUCGCAGCUCCCCUUUCAGAAACCACGACAUCGACGGUAAUAAAUGCACCUGCUGCGACGACAACCGAUAAACAGCAGCAAUCCAACAAUAGUGAAUCUCUCUCGAUGCUUCUAUGCGAGGAAACGAUACCCGGUUCACCGGCUCCGGUUUGUGGAGUCUCGUCGGCCGCCGCCCAAAAAGAAUCCACCAAGGUGUACGCCGAAACGGUAACAUCGUUCCUGCCACCGCAGAACGUAGCCUCCGAUCUGAAGCCAGUACCGAUGGAUUUGGAACCGACGGCGGAUCCCCUGGCGACGACACCGGUAGCCGGCCGGAAAGCAACGGCAGUCGAUCCGACUGACACACCCAACAGCUCACCCCGCGAUUCGAUUAGCCAGGACGAAAAUCAAGAGCAUGAAGCGUCCCCGAACAAGAAGCGGAGACAGCGGAAAACCAGUGAGGAGCCUACCAACAAACGAAGGAGAACAGCGGGGGCUUCUACUAGCUACAGUAGAGGAAGUCAUCGAGCAAUGGGCGGUAACAAUGCAGCUACGGACAGCGAAGACAACUCCGACUCGAUGGCAUUCCACCGGGGCAACCUUUCGUCGGCUGCCGGAGGUUCCAGCUCGGCGUCACCCGGUAGCGGAAAAUCCGGUCGACCCUGUCAGUACAAUUUCCUCGUCAAUUUGGAUCCCGCGCUCAACAGUACCCAGAGGAUAGCGAUCCUGAAAAAGAAGAUCCAGGAGCUCCGCAAAACGUACAACGCCAUAAAGGCCGAACUGGCAAGCAUCGAUCGUCGACGGAAGAAGCUCCGCAGACGCGAACGCGAAAACAAGAAACAGGCCAAAAUAGCCGCCGGCGCAGGGAACAGCUAGGCUGUCGUCCGACGGCACCCGAUUGAAUUGUAACUAUAGGCCACAUCUGAUGAAAUUUAUUUACACUCGUUUAAUUUAUAAUAUUUUACAAGUCUAUAGUGCGGCACUAUUUGUAGGUAUACAGAUCAUAAUUGUGUGAUGAGAUUUUGGGCUAAGAUUCUGGUGGAGCAAGACCCGAGAGGCCAUCAACACAAGAACGUGAUUAGGUUGUAAGUCAUAUUAAGUGUAAAACAUUUUUUUUAGAAUCCCAUUUCCCAAAUGUGCUUGUUCGCAAAGGGGUGCUCCGCCAGAGGUAGAUUAAACUGUGUUUCGAUCAUUUCAGAAUAGCGCAAAAGUGUGCUUUGUAAAUUAGACGAAUUAGGCAUAUUGCACUUUACAGUUAGGUUUUACUCAAACUUGUUUGCGAUCUGUUAUUGUUUCUAGGGAGAUUUUUUAUUACGCUUGAGCAAUUGAUGUUCCGCGUUUAAAUGGUUUGAGAUUCUUUCUAGCAACUAUUAAUAUAGUGUCCAACAUGUCAUGCAAUUUUAGCCAUUAGUAUUUGCUAAACAUAAGAAACUAGUUUAGGCUCUUUAUAUAGUGUUGUACAAACUGUGAAUUUCAAUACAACACAAAAGACUUCAUUCAUGUUCUAUUAAUAAUCGUUAGGGUGGGAAGAAAAGUUGAAAUUGCUUCGCUCCUCCAACGUUUUGAUCAUAUUUGAUACUAAUUUAUGAUUUAAACUUUUGAUGUAUUGAUUUGUCAGAUGAUCCAUUAGGUAUCCAUUGUUCAUUGAAAAUGUGAUGUGAUUUUAAGCAUAUCAACAAUUCGGAUAGAAACGUAUCAUCGCUCUCACGGGAGGACUGGUGGUCCAACAACCAACCCACAGUUUAUUAUUUGAAAUCUUGAAAUUUUAACUAUCGUUUAUAGGUACGUUACAUCUGAUCUGUCUAAAUACAGGUAACAGAUCCGUUUCACCUUCAUUUUUUAGUACGAAAUUUAUUUGCAAAAUUAAAUAAGAGGUUUGAAGGCACUUGAUUUUUCAAAGCACCCUAACAGUCAUUUGCGUGAAAGGAAUAAAAAGCAAAUCAACCGUACCGUCAGCAGCUGCCGGCGUCUAUUAUUGAUAAGCAUGUUGUUCGGUGACGAAUGUUAAAUGUAAAUAAACGGUAUACAUCAUCAAUAAAAAAGAAACCUCCGAUGAAUGCUCACAUUUAACCACCACCAAUCAUAUAAUAUAUGAUUUCACUGUGCUUGUUGUAUGUAGUGCCCUGGUUUUUCGAUUUAUUGGAAAUCAGAAAGAGUAAUCCGUACUCAAAAAUCUGACGAUAAGCGAGUGAGCAAACAAUUAAUUCUUCUUGGGCGCAUGUCACCCUAUAGCAUAAUCUGUAUUACACAUUUAAAUACACUCACAAGUACAUAUACACACAGAGAUGGCUAUUUAAAUAACAAAUAAGAAUUAUAUUGCAAAUAAAAUAA